Oikopleura dioica is the source of this 876-nucleotide messenger RNA. The record is from the annotation of a GenBank genome assembly. Lineage: Eukaryota; Metazoa; Chordata; Appendicularia; Copelata; Oikopleuridae.
AUGGUCGCUGAGCUUGAGUUUGUCCGUCGUUACCUGCAAAAGACCGGGCGCUUAGACACGCUCAAAGUUUUGAAUGAAGGAAAAACGACCCUGAGUUUUCCAAUUCAAAAACCGCCGAAGAGAAAAAUAGUCAAUGUUGAUGACAGUAAACCAAAAAAGCAGAGUUUGAGCAGACAAAGCAAGAUUUCGGAAAAGGAACUACCGAAAAAGGAAGAAGUGCCUAAAAAAUUCAAGAAGAUUGCAAAAAAGUUUGGACUGCCUGAAGAGCAUCUUGAUAUUUUCUACGAAUACCGUGAAUGCUUCCACUGGGAAACGAUUGGGGAGAAGAAAAUCCAUUGUACUGUUCGGGGAUGCGAUUUCAAUGUCCCUGCCAAGAGAAAAGCUCUUGUCGAUCAUAUGACGAAUGAGCACGCUUAUGGGAAUUAUCCUUGCGACAAGCCAUUCUGCCGAUUCGUUGGCUACUCGACCGGUUGCAUUCGUAAGCACGAGACAAUGUUUCACGGAGAAGGCAGAAGAGUCCCGAGUCGAAAGUACAGUUUCCCCUGUAAAUACUGCCCGUUUCAUGGUAAAGACAAUCACGUGCUGGAAAAGCAUCUUCGAAUCCAUGAAAAUCGACUGAUAAAGUGCGAGUACUGCAAUUACACAUCUGCCAACGAGCAGCAUACUCAUGAACACAUUCUCCACCACUUUCAAGUUCGUAAUCAUCAUUGCAGUUUGUGUGAAACAUCAUUUAUCACCAAAGCCGGGCUCAAGAACCACAUCCGCAUUCAUUUGAAGGACUUUACUUGUAUUUCAUGCAGUGAGUCUUUUGAAACCAGAAAGAAUUACGACCAUCAUGUAAAAAGCUGCAAAGUUCGACUAUCCAAAUUUUGUUAA